Molecule: messenger RNA, 1072 nt
Organism: Olea europaea var. sylvestris
Lineage: Eukaryota; Viridiplantae; Streptophyta; Magnoliopsida; Lamiales; Oleaceae
Source: RefSeq, a predicted model, not a curated record
UAUAAAAUGACUAAUCGGCUUUAACAUUCCUUAAUGUAACUUCAGUUACCAAAAUUUCUAUGUAAAUUGUGAAAUAAAUGGUAAAUUGGAAUAUAUGAAAUUUAGGGGUUCUAUUUCGCAAUUAUCAGCAAGAUUGCGUGAUCCCACUUUUCAUUUAAUUUUAAUUGAUAUAGCUUCCUUCGAGCUCAACUACCCCUUGGACGACGCCUAAAUGAUUGUCAUCGUCUACAUAACCAGCCCCAACAUCGUAUCCAUUCGUUGCUCCUCCACCGAGAUAUUCAUCUUCUAUGUUGACUUGCUCCUUGGUCCGGUUCCCGUCACGGCAGGCUCCCAGGCACCCUGGUCUCGCAGGCUGCUCCAUCUCCCAGUGAGGCUGAGCGGACUCUAGCUUGUCCACCAUGCCAUGAGGUUCUUAGCUGAUAUGGCAAGACAGGAAAUUGCGUUGGAAAUGUUUUUGCAUAUUGAAGUAGUUGCCAAGGUUUCGUGGUGGAAUCAUAAGUUCAGAAAAAUGGAUAGUCAUGUCAGUGUGGAUUCCUUAAUUCUUGAUGGGGUAUUCAUUAGGAAAAUCAAUCUGAAUUGGAUCGUUUAGUUGCUUCAUGAAAAGAAAUAAUUUUCAAACUGUGCUUAAAGUAGGGGAAUGAACUAAGAUGAAGAAAGACUUAGGGUUUGGUAGAAUGGUUCGUACAGGAAGCAAUUUGUGGAUAUGUAUUUGGUGUAAUUUCCUCUAUGGUUGUUUUUGAUGUGAAUUGGAUGAAGCGCAAAUAGUUAAAUACUAAGCCAAUUGUUACACUUAAGGUUUGUUGAUGUCCAAAUAUAGUACAUAAAACUAGGCCACUGUUACAUUAAAUUGUCACCCAAUCACAACUUUUCUCUCAUCACAAAUGAACAACUAAAGUCUCCAACAAAUCUACUCCCUAUUGAAAUCUGCACCCUUGUAAUUUAGCUGCAAUGCAUAAGAUAAUCAAUUGGUGUAAUUAUUCACCACCAUACCCUUCCAUUCAUUCAAAUUCAUCACUCUCUCUAUCCAUAAAGAAAUGUGUGUAUAAAAGGAUUUACAUAGACAACAAUGAUA